AUGUCUUCCUUGAGCAGCAAAUUCUCCACGGCUGAGACGAGGGUCUUCUGGAACCUGGAUGUUUGCCCAAUCCCUGCCGGUCUCAGUCCUGCUUCGAUCUCCGCUAAUAUCAAAUUAGCUCUCGAGAAUAUGGGCUAUACUGGCAACAUGUCGAUCCUUGCAUAUUCGGUUGAGAAGCAGAGCCAAGAAGUUGAGUUUGAAUCUGCCCAGAUCAAGCUUAUACAACAACUAGGAACCCGUCAAGAAAAAGUAGAUAAGAUGUAUGACAACCUUUUAAUGUGGGGAAUAGCACAUCGCAGUGAAGCAACAAAUGUGAUGGUAAUCUCUGAUGGCCUCGCACCAAAAGCUGAUUUGGUUUGUGGGCUUGUCAUUUUAAAAGCCCAAGAACACAAUAUUCUCGUAGCUCAACCUCGACGUGAUACUUCCUCUUCAACAUGGCUUUGGGAAAGUGUGGCAUCAACAUGGCUUUGGGAAAGUCUGGCAACUGGAGGGAGCCCUAUCAAUGGCCAAAGCAUCAGACCAGAACCAGCUACUCCGUCUCCAACUUGUUCUGUUUGCAGCAAAAGGGCACUUCGUCUUGCCAAUAAGCGAAAGAAGCGUCGGACCAAACCUUGUCUCAAAAGGCCAGAGAGCAGCUCUUCGAAUCCUGUUCCUGAUCCUGAGGACCCGUGGUUGUUUCUUUGGCGAGGAUUUUAA
This is a messenger RNA of Microthlaspi erraticum, 696 nucleotides long. Lineage: Eukaryota; Viridiplantae; Streptophyta; Magnoliopsida; Brassicales; Brassicaceae. The record is from the annotation of a GenBank genome assembly.